CAAACACUGCUUCUAAAAAAAUGGCACUUUGUGUAAGAAAUCUGCAUUUGAAAGAAUUCACUAAUCCGUAUUUACUUUGAUAAAGAUAUUAUACAGUAAGUAGCCGAUAAUAGUAGAAAAGGAAAUGCGAAUAUGGAUCUGCAAGCUAUUUCACAGUAAAAUCAAACGAGAAAAAGGCGGAUAUGUUUCCAACGUCUCUGAGUCCCUCAAAUCUCGUGUAAUCGGCUGAGUCUUAGCGGUACCUUGACAUCUACUGUCUCGCGUGUAUCGAACCUUGAAAUUUCUUGACGUUUGUUUACACUGGCAUGCUUGAAUCACUACAUGGGGUCAAUGUUUAUGUCCAAUGCGUUGCUAAUGUAUCAGUGAUAGUUACGGUGCAAGAAUGGCGCAGCGUUUCUCUCCAAGUAAACCUUUGACGGGUUCAGGCCGGCGCCUCGCCAGGUUCGAGUCGGGGUUCCGUUUCGAGAGAGGCCCCAUCACCUCCGCUAAACGCGAUAACCGACACAUUGAGGAUCAUCGCAAACGAGCGACUAACCAGCGUGCGCACAAUACUUUCAAGCCUUCGAGCCAGAGGUCUAUGCUCACUAUUGGUGAGAAGGAUAUCGGGAAAUAUUCACCCCGAGUAGGCGAAUCACAAGCCAGGAAUCACGGUCUACAUGUUCAGACCUUACCGUCCGUUGACAAGGAGGAACGACUUCAUAAACUUAUGCCGAGAUGUUUCGAAUAUGUUCAAAAUUAUCAUCAUUAUAUUCUCGACAUUAAAAAGUUAGAUCGAGGAGAGAGGGUGCCGUAUUUGUCUUCAAGCCCCGCGAAAAAUGACACCGGAUCAGCUACUGAAGGCUGCGAGCGUGAAAUCAAGCCAAAGCGCCAUGGAUGGGCUAGCUCUCGGCCGCGCCAUUAUUCGGGUCUGCCCUCUAGACCGCCGAGAUCUAGUAAAAACUCUAGGCAAAGCUCGGCUGUGAGGGCCAGAAACUCGUCUGAUUCUCGGGUAGAAAACGAACUCGUUUAUCCGAGUGAUGGGUCAACUGUAAAAAGCACUGAUUUGUUUGACUCUCAGUUUGAAAAUGGACUCGUUGAUCCAAGAGAGGGGUCCGCAAUUAAGAGCAGAAAUUCGUGUGAUUUACUGUGCGAAAAUGAAUUUGUUGAUUCGAUGCAUAAUUCAGAUGUCAAGAGCAGAAAUAUUUUUGGAAACGCGGAUGAGCAAAUGAAGGAAUAUGAGUUUACAGACUCUAGAGAAGAUCACAAACUCGAGCACCAAGACACGCAUACUAGCCUGCAGAAUGCCAUAGUAACUGAGAUCGAGACUGAACUAGGUGUACAAAUAAAUCCUUCUGUCAUCUCAGGGCAACUUCCGCGGCUAGAUUUGAGGCUACCAGACGAAACGCGCUCGGAACCUCGUCGCUCUGGUUGUAACAGCAAACCCGAGCUCAAACCUCCUUUCGUCACACCCGAAGACAGUCCUCGCACUUUUCGUCAUAGCAGGAACGCCUCUCGGGCCACAUCGGCCGGGAUUCGGAGCGAGUGUGACUUUUACGGAGUAGCUACGGAGAUUUACAAGCCUCACCUCGAAGCGUUCACCACGCGUAUACCUCCACUCAAAGCACCUGCGCUGAUCACUCACUCCGGCCGUAAGCACCACACCACCCCAGACUAUCAGCGCUACAGGAUCCUGUGCGAUGCCUUCAGACCAAGCUCCGCCCACGAGACAGGCAGGCGACAAGCUAAAGGCGGUGCCCGCAGACCCAACUUCGUCACGGCUACCGAGCUGGACUAUUACAUUGACGUUGUGACAAGCAUCAAUAACUUCUCGUAAGGUGUUUCGUCACGGCUAACGAGCUGGACUAUUACAUUGACGUUAUCAAUAACUUCAAUCAAUAAUUUCUCGUAAGGUGUUUCGUCACAGCAACCGAGCUGGACUCAUUGACGUUGUGACAAGCACCAAUAACUUCUCGUAAAGUGUUUCGUUACGGCUACAGAGCUGGACUACGACAUUGACGUUUUGACAAGCAUCAAUAACCUGUCGUAAAGUAUCUCGUCGGCAUCAAUAACCUGUCGUAAAGUGUCUCGUCGGCAUCAAUAACCUUUUUUCACUGUUCCGUUACUUUUCGCAAAAUUUCUUGCUAGAUGAGGCAAGGUGUCUGUGGGAGGGUCUGAUUUAUCAAAUCUGAUUUAUUUAAUCUCUGUAAACUUAAUAUUUCCAAACAUACUCGUAUUUUGUAUUAGGAAGAGGCAAAUGGGUUUAAAUUAAUACUUUUUCGCGAUGCU
Nematostella vectensis (starlet sea anemone) is the source of this 2265-nucleotide messenger RNA. RefSeq lists its product as uncharacterized. The record is from RefSeq and is a predicted model, not a curated record. Bases 383 to 1813 code for a protein of 476 amino acids. Lineage: Eukaryota; Metazoa; Cnidaria; Anthozoa; Actiniaria; Edwardsiidae. The transcript has a single exon.